This is a messenger RNA of Theobroma cacao (cacao), 1256 nucleotides long. RefSeq lists its product as uncharacterized. Lineage: Eukaryota; Viridiplantae; Streptophyta; Magnoliopsida; Malvales; Malvaceae. The record is from RefSeq and is a predicted model, not a curated record. Gene Ontology annotation, molecular function: protein binding.
AGCAAGCUCAAACAAACUCUCCUAUGGUCUCCCUGAAAAGUUUACACAAAAAACUGAAUCCAUUCCUACAACGGUACUGCAGGUAGUCAUGAACAGGCAAGAUGAGGAUGGGAAGUCUUGUAUUAACACACCUAGCAAUGAAAUGGAAGGUGAUAAAUUAGUGAAAACAAAGAGAAAAGAGGCACCGGCACAUUACAUAUUAGACAUCGAGUCAUUGCAAAUGCUCUUGGAAAUCCUCUCCAAACCCAGACUUGACAGAUACGAAUCGACUGAAUUCGAAGCUAGUGGCCACAAAUGGAGGUUGAUACUGUACCCUGAGGGAGACAAGCAAAGAAAUGGAGGUGGUCAUAUCUCUCUUUACUUGAGAAUCGUGGACGUCGAGAAGCUAGGCCGUGCAUGGGAGAUUGAUGCUCUUAUAAAUUUUUUUGUACUUGACCAAGAAGACAAUCAGUACUUAAGCAUUCAAGAUGGGAGAGUGAAGCGAUUCAAUGCUGUGAAGAGAGAAUGGGGAUUUUCUCGACUACUCCCUCUCACUGAAUUCCAUGAUAAGGGCUACCUGAGUAAGAAAGGCAGGUGCGAGUUUGGAGUUGAAGUUUUUGUUCUAAAGAGUGAAGGUAAAGGGGAAUGUUUUUCCAUCCUGGAUUACCCCAUUAGAAAUUACUAUAUUUGGAAGGUUGAAAAAUUUUCCAAGUUAGGGGAAUCAAGCCAUUAUUCCGAGGACUUCACUGUUGGGGACUACAAAUGGAGGCUACACCUCUAUCGUCAAGGCGUUGCAAAGGUGAAGGGACAAUAUCUAUCUAUUUUUCUUUGCCUACAUGAACUCAAGGAAAAUACCUUUUGGACCCAAUUUCAUGUGGAAUUCAAGCUGCGCAUAAUCGAUCAAUCUGAUAAACUGAACUCUAAGAAAACAGAGAAGACAGGCAAUGCAUGGUUUAGUGCCACUAAGCCUGCUUGGGGCUUUCCAUACUUCAUAAAGCGGGCUGACCUAGAAGGAAACAAGGACUUCAUUGUUAAUGAUGAAAUGGUUGUUGAAGCAGAAAUUAGUUCCAUGUCCAUGGCGAAAGAGCUUACUCCAGAUCCUCCGAAACCCCAGGAAGAGGUAAGACCCUGAAGAUGAUGAUUGGCCACCUGAACUUAAUCGAGAUACUUGUAAUGUUGCAAGGUGUUAAAGAGUGUUUUAUGUUUUUAACACAUCAUUAUGCAAUCAUUUUAACAUUCAACAAUUCACAAUAAAAUGCUAAUUUAUUGGGACUUUA